Molecule: messenger RNA, 1614 nt
Organism: Eriocheir sinensis (Chinese mitten crab)
Lineage: Eukaryota; Metazoa; Arthropoda; Malacostraca; Decapoda; Varunidae
Product: tyrosine-protein kinase Btk29A-like
Exons: 4
Coding region: 532-1167 (211 amino acids)
Source: RefSeq, a predicted model, not a curated record
CUCCUCUCAUGGCUCGAUUACUCUCGCCAGUCCCGGGCUGAGCUAGUGAGGUGGGGGAGGUGAAAAUUGACACUCGGCGAGGAAAUGAAACUCAGCCAGCAAUUGACGCCGCCUGCAAUGCUGAUUCUGGACUCUGAGUGACGGGGAGAGAGGCCAGAGGCGUGGUCGGGCGUGAGCGGGCAGCACUCUAAACACCCAUCACCACAAACCCCAGUGUCACCCUCCUGUCGCAACACCACCACCACCACCGACACCACUACUGCUGCUGCUGGCCUUCCCCCGCCCCUCCCCCCCGCGCCUCCCCGCCCUCCCCACCGCUGGCUGUCCCGCCUCACCUCUCGCUCGCCACGCCUCACCACAAGAAGCGCCAUCCAAGGGCAGGGGCGGCACGGUGGGGCGGGAGGGCAGGAACGAUAGUGGCAGCGGGAGCAGCAGCAGCAGCAGCGGGGUCGGCGGCGGCGGCGGCGACACAGAUCUCGACGGGUGUCACGGUAGAGAGGAACACGACGGAGGAGACGACAAGGCACCGUCAUGGCGGGGAAGAACGAGGAGGUGCUGAAGGAGGCGUUCAUGACGAAGAGGUCACAGAACAAACGCUCCUUCACGCCCACCAACUGGAAGGAGCGCUGGUUCGUGCUUUCGCCCGAAAACCUCAUUUACUACGAUGGAGACAGACAGAGUGGUCGGCGGAAGGAGCGUGGCCGUGUGGAGCUGAGUCGCGUGGUGGCGGUGGAGUGCGUCAACAGCCUCGUGUUCCAGCGGGAUUUCGUGUUCCAGCUGUGCUACCUCUCCGAAGAAAAGGAACAGUACGUGCUCUACAUCGCCGCCGUCAACGGACCGGAGCGGGACCAGUGGCUCGACUACCUGAGGCGAUUGGUGGCGGACAACGACUGUCUGUCCGAGUGGUAUCACGAGGGGGCCUUCAUCAGGAACCAGUGGUCGUGCUGUAAGGGUGGCAAGGACGUAGCCGCCUGCACCGCCGUCACCUGGACCAUCAACCACAACAACAACCCACCAGGUAAGUCCCAAACCCUUCCUCCACACCUGUCAACCUUGUCACCUUCGGAUCUCCAACAGGUAGGUGGUGAAAGAGUUGCGUUUCGAGUGUUUUGUUUGUGGUUGUGGGAUUUAAAACGUUCUCACCUAUUUGUGUCAUUAGUGGAUUGAGUGUGGGUGUGGGUGUGUAAGCAUUUGUCUUUUCAUUAUAAAUAUUUUCAGUUUGAUGCGUCGUAAAGUUGAAAACAAAAUAUCGUAUGCAGUUCACGUGGGAAAAGGAAAGGGGAAAAAUUUUGUGGGUGUUAUAAAAGGUUAGGAACUUGUGCGAGUGAAAAAUGAAAAAAAAGUUAGACUGAGAAAGGGAAAACUUGUAUUGGAGCGAGAAAAGAAGAAAAAAAAAUGUGACAGAGCAAGAAAAGGUAAAAAAAAUGUGUGGGAGCGAGAAAAAGGGGAAAAAAAUAAUAUGGGAACAGUAAAAUGGAAAAAAAGUACUGUAGAUGUGAGGCAAGAUUGAAAACAAGCGUGUGGGAGGAAGAAAAGGAGUAAAAAAACUGUGACGGAGCAAGAAAGAGAACGUGAAAAUUUGUGUGGACAGAAGAAAUGUGGGAGCGAGAAAAU